Podarcis muralis (Common wall lizard) is the source of this 9805-nucleotide messenger RNA. The record is from RefSeq and is a predicted model, not a curated record. NCBI's taxonomy places the organism in Eukaryota, Metazoa, Chordata, Lepidosauria, Squamata, Lacertidae.
AUGAGUAUCACGGCAACCGGCUCUUCCACAAAGCCUCCGCUGCCUCCACUUAUACCCGCCACAGCCCGCACAACCAUCAAAAUCACCCCGGUAGCGACAUCGCCCAGACAGCCCCCAGUAAUUUCCCCCACGGCAUCCCAGCUGACAACCACUCUGCCAACACCAGCCCAAACAACAACCCCAAUUCCAGCGGUUGAACAAUUCACUGUCAAUUUCACCAUCACCAACCUCAAGUACAGGGAAGAGAUGGGAAUGCACAAUUCCAAAAUAUUCAAUGCAACGGAGAGUGAUCUCGUCCGCCUGCUUGACAGAAUUCUCCUCAACAGCAGCAUUGGCCCGGCAUAUCUGAGGUGCAGAGUGACUCAACUCAGACCGGUGAGAGACGGGGAUGAAACUGGAAUGGAUGCCAUCUGCACUUACCGCAACGACUCCACCACGCCCGCCUUUGACCGAGUGAAGGUGUACCACGAGAUCGUCAACCAGACCAACGGUUUCACUGAGAUGGGGCAAUACUAUCUGGAAAGAUACAGCCUCUACGUCAACGGUUAUCAUGAAACCCCUCCUGAAACAACCACUCUGCCAACACCAGCCCAAACAACAACCCCAAUUCCAGCGGUUGAACAAUUCACUGUCAAUUUCACCAUCACCAACCUCAAGUACAGGGAAGAGAUGGGAAUGCACAAUUCCAAAAUAUUCAAUGCAACGGAGAGUGAUCUCCUCCGCCUGCUUGACAGAAUUCUCCUCAACAGCAGCAUUGGCCCGGCAUAUCUGAGGUGCAGAGUGACUCAACUCAGACCGGUGAGAGACGGGGAUGAAACCGGAAUGGACGCCGUCUGCACUUACCGCAACGACUCCACCACGCCCGCCUUUGACCGGGUGAAGGUGUACCACGAGAUCGUCAACCAGACCAACGGUUUCACUGAGAUGGGGCAAUACUAUCUGGAAAGAUACAGCCUCUACGUCAACGGUUAUCAUGAAGACCCGCCUGAAACAACCACUCUGCCCACACCUGCCCAAACAACAACCCCAAUUCCAGCGGUUGAACAAUUCACCGUCAAUUUCACCGUCACCAACCUCAAGUACAGGGAAGAGAUGGGACAACCCAAUUCUACAGUGUUCAACACAACGGAAAGAGCACUCAUCGCAGUGCUUGGCAGGUUCCUCAGCAACAGCAGCAUUGGCCCUGCGUAUCUGGGGUGCAGAGUGACUCAACUCAGACCAGUGAAGAACGGGGAUGAAACGGGAAUGGACGCCGUCUGCACUUACCGCAAUGACUCCACCAGCCCCGCCUUUGACCGAGUGAAGGUGUACCACGAGAUCGUCAACCAGACGGACAACUUCAGCAAGAUGGGGCCCUAUGAGGUGGAAAGAUACAGCCUCUACGUCAAUGGUUAUCAUGAAGACCCGCCUGAAACAACCACUCUGCCCACACCUGCCCAAACAACAACCCCAAUUCCAGGGGUUGAACAAUUCACCGUCAAUUUCACCGUCACCAACCUCAAGUACAGGGAAGAGAUGGGACAACCCAAUUCUACAGUGUUCAACACAACGGAAAGAGCACUCAUCGCAGUGCUUGGCAGGUUCCUCAGCAACAGCAGCAUUGGCCCUGCGUAUCUGGGGUGCAGAGUGACUCAGCUCAGACCAGUGAAGAACGGGGAUGAAACUGGAAUGGACGCCGUCUGCACUUACCGCAAUGACUCCACCAGCCCCGCCUUUGACCGAGUGAAGGUGUACCACGAGAUCGUCAACCAGACGGACAACUUCAGCAAGAUGGGGCCCUAUGAGGUGGAAAGAUACAGCCUCUACGUCAAUGGUUAUCAUGAAGACCCGCCUGAAACAACCACUUUGCCAAUGCCAACACAAACGCCAACCCCAACCCCAACACAUGAACACUUCACCAUCAAUUGUACCAUAACCAACCUCAGAUACAAGCCAGAAAUGGGAACGCCCAACUCAAAGGCCUUCAACGCUACAGAGAAAGCGCUCACCAUGCUGUUUGGAAGAAUUCUCCGCAACAGCAGCAUUGGCCCGGCGUACCUGGGAUGCGAAGUGACUCAGCUCAGACCGGUGAGCAAUGGGGAUGAAACCGGAAUGGACGCCGUCUGCACUUACCGCAACGACUCCACCACGCCCGCCUUUGACCGGGUGAAGGUGUACCAUGAGAUUGUAAACCAGACCAGCGGCUUCACCAAGAUGGGUCCCUACAACAUGGAAAGAUACAGCCUCUACGUCAACGGUUAUCAUGAGGUCCCAGCUGAAUCAACCCCUCCACCAGCCCCGACACCAACCCCAGCCCUGGCAGUUGAACCCUUCACCGUCAACUGGACCGUAACCAACCUCAAGUAUAACCCAGAAAUGGGGACGCCCAAUUCAAAAGCCUUCAAUGCUACAGAGAAAGCUCUCACCACGCUGCUGGGAAGAAUUCUCCGCAACAGCAGCAUUGGCCCGGCAUAUGUGGGAUGCAAAGUGACGCAGCUCAGACCUGUGAGUGAUGGGGAUGAAACCGGAAUGGACGCCGUCUGCACUUACCGCGACUCCACCACGCCCACCUUUGACAGGGUGAAGGUGUACCACGAGAUCGUCAACCAGACCAGCGGUUUCACCAAGAUGGGUCCCUAUAGCAUGGAAAGAUACAGCCUCUAUGUCAAUGGUUAUCAUGAAGUUCCUGUUGCAUCAACCACUCUGCCAACGCCAACACAAACCCCAACCCCAGUCCCAACACUUGAACGCUUCACCCUCAACUGUACCGUAACCAACCUCAGAUACAAGCCAGAAAUGGGAACUCCCAACUCAAAGGCCUUCAACGCUACGGAGAAAGCGCUCACCAUGCUGUUUGGAAGAAUUCUCCGCCAGAGCAGCAUUGGCCCAGCGUACCUGGGAUGUGAAGUGACUCAGCUCAGACCGGUGAGAGACGGGGAUGAAACCGGAAUGGACGCCGUCUGCACUUACCGCAACGACUCCACCACGCCCGCCUUUGACCGGGUGAAGGUGUAUCACGAGAUCGUCAACGAGACCAGCGGUUUCACCAAGAUGGGUCCCUACAGCAUGGAAAGAUACAGCCUCUACGUCAACGGUUAUCAUGAAGUCCCAGUUGAACCAACCCCUCCACCUGCCCCGACACCAACCCCAGCCCUGGCAGUUGAACCCUUCACCGUCAACUGGACCGUAACCAACCUCAGGUAUAACCCAGAAAUGGGGACGCCCAAUUCAAAGGCCUUCAACGCUACAGAGAAAGCACUCACCACGCUGCUGGGAAGAAUUCUCCGCAACAGCAGCAUUGGCCCAGCGUAUGUGGGAUGCAAAGUGACUCAGCUCAGACCUGUGAGUGAUGGGGAUGAAACCGGAAUGGAUGCCGUCUGCACUUACCGCAACGACUCCACCACGCCCACCUUUGACCGGGUGAAGGUGUACCAUGAAAUCGUCAACCAGACCAGCGGUUUCACCAAGAUGGGUCCCUAUAGCAUGGAAAGAUACAGCCUCUAUGUCAAUGGUUAUAAUGAAGUUCCUGUUGCAUCAACCACUCUGCCAACGCCAACACAAACGCCAACCCCAGUCCCAACACUUGAACACUUCACCCUCAACUGUACCGUAACCAACCUCAGAUACAAGCCAGAAAUGGGAACUCCCAACUCAAAGGCCUUCAACGCUACGGAGAAAGCGCUCACCAUGCUGUUUGGAAGAAUUCUCCGCCAGAGCAGCAUUGGCCCAGCGUACCUGGGAUGCGAAGUGACUCAGCUCAGACCUGUGAGAGAUGGGGAUGAAACCGGAAUGGACGCUGUCUGCACUUACCGCAACGACUCCACCACGCCCGCCUUUGACCGGGUGAAGGUGUACCAUGAGAUUGUCAACCAGACCAGCGGUUUCACCAAGAUGGGUCCCUACAGCAUGGAAAGAUACAGCCUCUACGUCAACGGUUAUUAUGAAGUCCCAGUUGAACCAACACCUCCACCAGCCCUGACACCAACCCCAGCCCUGGCAGUUGAACCCUUCACCGUCAACUGGACCGUAACCAACCUCAAGUAUAACCCAGAAAUGGGGACGCCCAAUUCAAAAGCCUUCAAUGCUACAGAGAAAGCUCUCACCACGCUGCUGGGAAGAAUUCUCCGCAGCAGCAGCAUUGGCCCGGCAUAUGUGGGAUGCAAAGUGACUCAGCUCAGACCUGUGAGUGAUGGGGAUGAAACCGGAAUGGAUGCCGUCUGCACUUACCGCAACGACUCCACCACGCCCACCUUUGACAGGGUGAAGGUGUACCAUGAAAUCGUCAACCAGACCAGCGGUUUCACCAAGAUGGGUCCCUACAACAUGGAAAGAUACAGCCUCUAUGUCAAUGGGUAUAGAGAGGUUCCUGUUGCAUCAACCACUGUGCCAAUGCCAACACAAACGCCAACCCCAGUCCCAACACUUGAACACUUCACCCUCAACUGUACCGUAACCAACCUCAGAUACAAGCCAGAAAUGGGAACUCCCAACUCAAAGGCCUUCAACGCUACGGAGAAAGCGCUCACCAUGCUGUUUGGAAGAAUUCUCCGCAACAGCAGCAUUGGCCCGGCGUACCUGGGAUGCGAAGUGACUCAGCUCAGACCGGUGAGAGACGGGGAUGAAACCGGAAUGGACGCCGUCUGCACUUACCGCAAUGACUCCACCACGCCCGCCUUUGACCGGGUGAAGGUGUACCAUGAGAUCAUCAACCAGACCAGCGGUUUCACCAAGAUGGGUCCCUACAGCAUGGAAAGAUACAGCCUCUAUGUCAACGGCUAUAACGAACAGCCUCGUGAAACAACUGUUUUGCCCCCAGUGCCAACCAAAGCACCAACCCCAACCCCACCCCUGGUGGUUGAACGAUUCACCGUGAACUGCACCGUAACCAACCUCAGAUACAAGCCGGAGAUGGGAACUCCCAAUUCGAAGGCGUUCAACUCCACAGAGAAAGCACUCACCACUCUGCUUGGCAGAAUCUUCUCCGUAGGCAGUAUCGGCCCAGAGUAUUCGGGAUGCAAAGUCACAGCUUUGAAACCGGUGAGAGGCGGGGAUGAAACCGGAAUGGACACCGUCUGCACUUACCGCAAUGACUCCACCACGCCCGCCUUUGACCGAGUGAAGGUGUACCAUGAAAUCGUCAACCGGACCAGUGGUUUCACCAAGAUGGGUCCCUACAGCAUGGAAAGAUACAGCCUCUACGUCAAUGGCUACAAUGAGCAACCCCUCAAACCAACUGUUUCACCCUUGGUGACCAAAGCACCAACCCCAACCCCAGCCCCAGCAGUUGAACGGUUCACCAUGAACUGCACUGUAACCAACCUCAGAUACAAGCCAGAGAUGGGAACUCCCAAUUCGAAGGCGUUCAACUCCACAGAGAAAGCACUCACCACUCUGUUUGGAAGAGUCCUCCGCAGUAGCAGUAUUGGCCCGGCGUAUAUGGGAUGCAAAGUGUCAACCCUGAGACCGGUGCAAAACGGGGACGAAACCGGGAUGGAUGCCGUCUGCUCUUACCGGAACAGCUCCGCUGCCCCGGCGUUCGACCGGGUGAAUGUGUAUCACGAAAUCGUUAACCGGACAAGUGGCUUCACCAAGAUGGGGCCCUACGACUUGGAGAGACACAGUCUCUACGUUAACGGAUAUCAUGAAGUCCCUGUGGAACCAUCAACAACUCAGCCCCCCCCAGCUCGGGCAAUUGAGCACUUCACUGUCAAUUACACUGUCACUAACCUCAAAUACAAGUCGGAGAUGGGAAUUCUGCAUUCGAAGGUCUUCAAUGCCACGGAAAAAGCUCUCACCACGGUGCUUGGCAGAGUCAUCUCCAGUGGCAGCGCCGUUGGCCCAAACUAUCAGGGAUGCCAAGUGACAGCUCUGAGGCCGUUGAGAGAUGGGGAUGAAACGGCAAUGGAUGCCGUCUGCGAGUACAGGGCUCCAUCCCCCUCCUCCCCCUUUGACCGAGUAACGGUGUACCACGAAAUUGUGAACAAGACCAAUGGCUUCACCAAGAUGGGGCCCUACAAUCUGAGCACAAACAGCCUCUAUGUGAACGGUUACAAUGAAGCAUCACUUCCUACUGGUGAAGUCGGGGGGGGGCAUACAUGGGGCAAGGCUGUGAUCUCACAGAUUAUCUCCCUUACAGCUGCCUCGCCCACCACUCCUCGGCCUCCAACGGCAGUGGAUCACUUUACGGUGAACUACACCGUGACGAACCUCAUCUACAAGCCAGAGAUGGGCACUCCCCAGUCGAAGGUGUUCAACGCGACGGAGAAGGCCCUGUCAGCAUUGAUGGGUCGAGCAGUGCAGACAAGCAGCGUUGGACCUGCGCUCAUGGGAUGCAACGUUUCGGAGUUCAGAUCCAUAGAUGACGGGAAGAACACUGGCGUGGACAGCGUCUGCAGCUACCAGAGAGACUUGAUGGCAUCCCCUUUUGACCGGGUGCAGAUGUAUCGGGAGAUUGCCAACAAGACAAUGGACUUCACCAAGAUGGGGCCCUACGACCUGGACCGGGACAGCCUCCUCGUGAAUGGUUAUCAUGAACCAUCUCGUCAACCCGACCUUGUCCCAACUCCUCCCCACCCUCCAGCCAGUGAACGCUUCACAACCAACUUCACUCUGACCAACCUCAGAUACAAGGCGGAGAUGGGGGAUCCGAGUUCGAAAGCUUUCACUUCCACACAGAGAGUUGUGACCACUUUGCUGGGCCAAAUGUUGAGGGAAAGCAGCGUUGGAGACGCUUAUUCCGGAUGCAACGUUACGGCUUUACGGUCUUCGAAUGGUGGGACGGCAACUGCAGUGGACACAGUCUGCAGCUACCAGCGAGAUGUGAUGGCGCCACAAUUCGACCGAGUGAAGGUGUACCAGGAGCUGAUAAAUAUGACCAAUGGAUUCACCAAGAUGGGGCCCUACACUCUAGACAAGGACAGCCUCUACGUCAAUGGUUACAGCGACCUGCGUAGCAUUCCGCAUCUCCCCGCCGCGAUUCCUGCCAAGAUGCCAACUCUGCGGAAUUUCACGGUCAAUUACACCUUGUCCAGCCUCCCCUACAUGAAUGACAUGGGGACCCCUGGUUCUCGCAAAUUCAACGCCACGGAGAAAGCCCUCAACUUCUACAUGGAGCCUCUUCUCAAAAAGACACACGUUGGCCCGGCGUUUGCAUAUUGCAGAGUGGAGAGAUUUUGGGCUCCACAAACCAGGCAUGCUGCGGCGGUGGACACUGUCUGCAGCUACUGGGAAGACCUUCUCCCUGUCCCCUUUGACCACGUGAGGCUUCACCGGGAGAUCAGCAACCUGACGAGGGACGGCACGAGGCUCGGCCACUACAGCCUGGAGAAGGACAGCCUGUCUGUGAAUGGAUACCUGCCAGUCGUCAGAGGAGGGGAGGAAGGAGUUGGCUAUGAGCUCGGCUUCACGGUCGUCAACCAGAACUUGACCCACACGGACCCGUCGUCUCCAGAAUACCAGCGCGUGAAGUCUGCCAUCGCCUACGAGUUAAAUCAACUCUUCCUCCGGAGUGCCAUCCGAAACGGAUUCAACAUUUGCAAAGUAACUGGACUGAGGCACGGCUCCAUCGUGGUCGACUGCAAGUGCUACUUUGACCCGGCGACGAACACCAGCCAAGAGCUCGUCCGAGAGACCUUUCAGCAGGAGACGAGGAACGCCACGUCCCUGUGGCUGGGAAGGCAGUUCCAGCUCAAGGGUGUGACUGUGCGAGCUCCCGAAUCGGCCAUUGAGUCUGCCACUGCUGCCCUGCCGCCCCAGCUCCAGAUGAAGAACUUUGCGGUCAACUUCACCGUCACCAACUUGCCAUACGCAGGGGAAAUGGCAGAUCCCGACUCGGAUGUCUACUGGAAGACCAAAAUGAGUCUUGAGAGCGAGCUCCACCAGUUAUACCAGCGCAGCAGCCUGCAGAGGGAGUUUGUGCAGUGCUCUGUCGAGAGCUUCAGACCGACCGGCCAGCAGACCGAGACGGGGGUCGACGCCGCCUGCGCGUUCGCGAUGGAUUCUUCCACAAGGACGUUCGACCGAGCUCUGGUGUACGAUGUGUUUAGGAACUGGACGGGCAAUGCCACAGCGUUGGGGAUGUACACACUGGACAACGGAAGUCUGCUGGUCAGCGGUUAUCCUUCAACAGUGACCCCAGUGCACCACCAAAGAGGGUUACCUUUCUGGGCCAUCAUCCUGAUAUGUCUGUCUGCUCUCCUGGGCUUCCUCCUCCUCUUCCUCAUCUGCUUCCUGGUUGCCUUCUGUCUGCGGAAGAAAGCCGGGAAGUAUCAGGUGCAACAGGACAUCCUUGGACUCUACUUCCCGCACUUGGAUAUGAGGAAAGCGCGAUGAUGUGCAGACCCUUUUGCGGCCUUGACUCUCUGCGCCCCACGAGGUGGGAGUGGGGGGGGCCUCCUUUCGCACACUGCUCCCACCGUCCACAGCAAACAACUGUUUUGGCACAGCUGGAACAGACGUCUAGAUUAAGAAGUGAAUCACAACCAAUCAACGCUAGCUUGUCUUGGACCAGAGAGAGAGAGAGAGGGUUCCUGCAUUGCGCGGGGUUGGACUAGAUGACCCUCGUGGUCCCUUCCAGCCCUAUGAUUCUGUGACUAUUGAGCAUGCUCUAUGAGAUAUUUUGGACAUUGACCUCGGCGACCCUGAAGACUGCCGGAUUCAGAACUGAGUGGGGAAGCUCCGUUCCAAUUUAUUUAUUAAUGCACGGUGGACUUUGGAAUGUAAUUUUAAUAUAUAUAUAUAUAUGUAGCCACAGAUUAUUUAACUAUUUGUAGAUGGAUUCUGCCUGGGAUGCAGAUCAGUGUCAAGUCUUUCUCCCCCUGCCCCACGUUCUCUGAAAUGUCCAGAGAUGCGUCGAAGGAAGUUCAGACUGUAUUGCACUUUAGAUUCCCUUAGAAUUUUACUUUUCAUUCAUUCAGCCUUUAUUGGCAUACCUUAGACAGUAGAAUCGUUUUUUAAAAAACCAUCCAUAAAACAUUCGUAAUAUUAAACUCAUAAAACAUAAAAAAGACUCAGUAGCCACCAUUAAAUAAAUUAAGCAGUUUUAAAAUUGAUUUUAAAAAUGUCAACUAAAUAUCCCAAAACAAUCUCGGUAUUUUCGGGACUAUCAUCCCUCAGCAGAUAUUGUAUCUGCUUGCAAAAAAGAGUUCUGUUUAGCUCAGGGACUAGGAGAUCUCGUUCAGCUCAGGGCCCGGCCCCCUCUUGGGGGAUCUUCCGAAGGCCACAUACCGUUGAAGGGCGGAGCCGGGAGCAAACAGUAGGCGGGCCUAUGCUAAUUACCUAUGUGUGGUAGGCUAUAUGCCGCUGGAACGAAGACCAGAGGUUUCUGUGUCCGGCCACUCCUCUUUCCGUCCUCUGUCCAGGCCAAUAGGAGGCAUUAUCAAAGACACAUUUCCAUCCAGGCUAAAGCACUUAUGGAAGGUGGGCUGGAAGAUUGGUGAAGGAUAUGGCCUGACAAGAAAGCUGUGACCCCAGAAAGAGUCCUAAGGGUGGGGGACACACAAGCCGGAGGUCUCUUGCCCCGUUUUACCUAAAACAAAAUAGUAAUAUUUAGUGAUUGUCGGCAGGGAUGGUUUUUCUAUUUAAAGAAGGGAUGUUCUUUUUGGAGAGGUGAUGAAGUCUGCUACACUGGAAGGAUAAUUCCACACCCCCAAAAAAACAACAACAACUGGGGCUGUGGUUUAGGAGAGAACCAGAUUCCAAAAUAAUAUAUAUAUGUAUGUCGGCGAUUGAUAUGAUGAUUGUUCUUUGUUUUCUAAGAUAUCUCAAUAUUUAAAAACGUUCUCGAUUUCUUACAAGCCAAUCAAUAAACAGCAAGCUGAAAAACGAA